AUGCAGGGAUUAUAAUCUGAAUCAGCCCUGGGCUCUGGCCAGUCACCGAACUUCGUCUUCUGUCCCUCGGUUUUGUUUGAAGCCCUGCCAGUAGCCAAGCUGGAGGUAAAAAUAGCCCAUGAGAAGCUGCCUGUUACUCGACACUGCGUGGUUUUUCUCCUACGUAGCUUUGCUCUUUCUCCCCCACCAGGUUUCUACUCGCCCAAGAGAGAUUUAAGUGCGUUUUACGGACACUUUGGGUUUCUCGUUCAGCUCCUUUUUGCCGAUUUGGGCAGAUCUUGGCAGGGAAACGUUUGGCUCCCGCAACUUUUACAAUCACAGCUCUCCUUCCUACUCAAAAGAAAGAACCCCCCAAGGAUAUAAAUUACAGGAAGUGUUGUGGUUAAGCAAACUACGGAGACAUUGAAUGUGCCUGGGAAAAUUGGAUUGACUGAAGGCAGCACCAUGUUCCUCGGGCCCUGAUUUUAAGAGACCUGGACACCAAAGUUGCAGACUGAAAGGAUCUACAGAACAUAAUGAAAUAUGUAGCUUGGAAAAGCUUUUCCCCCAAAUAAUUUCCACUCAUCCUUACUGGUGAGCCUCAAAGGGGCAAUCAGAAUACAAGAAGAUCAAAACUUCCACAGGGUCUGUUAACACAACAGGCAGGCAAGCGAGGAAGGAACCCUUCACUGCAGGGAUCAUUUUCAAACAGAUGGCAAAGCAAAUGCACAGAGCAAUUCAUGUUAAGAGGAGAUACAACUCAGAGAAAAGAAAUGAAAACGUCAUCUUGGCAAUCCUUUUAAAUUCAGAGUGAAAUGUAGAAACAGGAGGCAUACACUGUGCUUCCUUAUGAGAAAUGAAUAUAACAUUGCAGAUUAUCAAAGAAAAGUUAACCCCAAGUUGUGAACAAUGCUGGAGAAACAGUAGUUCCAAAAGUCAACCACCCAUUUCAUUAAUGACUCCUCUGGACCAUGCAGGGGAAUAAGAAACCAGCGGACGGUCAGAGUGACGCCUCCAGCAUUGGGAGUCUGCUCGACGAGACCGACAGAGAAGUGUGCAGCCUCACCGACCGAGCUUUCAAAAGUCUGUGCGUGGCUGAGCUUCAAACACCUUACGCAGAUGUAGACCCUGUUGUGGGGCCACCCAACCUCUCCCAUCAGUUCUCUAGCAAAUUCCUUCAUGGCCCCUGGAAUUACGCCCUCAGGCAAAACACCAACGUCCACAGGCAACUCUCACACAAGGAGCACGCAACAUUCCUACUUUCCAAAGUUUCUACUCACUCCAAAACUCACGAAGAUAAAAAGUAUUCUACAGUCAACCCCAGCAUAAGAAGAAACUUGGAUUUGCCACUGUCUGAUCUGCACAACUGUACACAUAUCUCGAAAGUGUCUUCUUUGAUAAAGACCUUUGAUAAGGUUGACAAUCAGGUCUCACUACUGAUAGCCAGGCAGCCAGUCAACAAUAGUUUGACAGAAUGUCCAUUAAUAUGCGGAGACAAUAUGGCUUUCUGGAGUGACAAAAGAAUUUUAAACAUCCAGAAGGAGAUCUCUGAACUUCCCGACCCAUGUCCAAGUAAAGCAAAUCCAAGCGAUAAGCGCAAAGGACAUAGCAAAAUAGAUCUGGUCUAUCAAAGCCUGCCUGCCUCUCAUCCUUCUCAGCCAAACAUUUCGAAUACACCCAAGUUCAGCAUCUCUAACAAGACGGUGAAAACCAGAAGUGGGAAAGCAAAAGAAGUAGCCAGAAAAAGUAGCUUUCUCCACAGUGAAAACAGUGCUUUUGAGUCAUGGAAUGCACACCUUAAAAAAAUAAUUGAAAUGGGAGAGACAAUGCCCACAGAUGGCAGCCUCGGUUACUUUGAGGAAACACCUUUCUUUAAGAAGUCUUGCAUUUCUCAGCCGAAACCAAUAGGUGCCUUCAUGCUAGAAGAAAGCUUCUCCGAUGACUCCUCGCCAAAGUCUCUCUUCAAAGCCUCCCUCUCUUCGGGGCCUCUGGCGGAGGUAUAUUUUCCUUCACUGGCUGAUGCAAAAUGUACAGUUGCCCAACAGCUGUUACCCCAGGGACUUGCACCUGUGUACGAGGGUUCUUCUGCAACCUCCCCAACAUCUAGCACGCUUUUCCCACCAAGAAUGUCCCCUUCAGUUCCAGUGUCCAAGGCACCAGUCCCCCCGUCACCUUUCCCUCAAAUCUCUGUCCCUCCAGAAGCAGCAUUCCACCACACUGAUGCGCAGGAAAUAUUGAUGCCCCACAUUACUGAACUAGCAGAGAAAACCACCAAGCCAGAAUUUGCACUUAGGGUAGGAAAUGGUGGCCCACCACCCUGGAGGAAACAAAAGACUACUCUUAGUAGAAUGAAACUGGCAGAAGUCAGAGCAGCCGAAGUGUUAGAAAUAAAAGAUUCCACGUACAGAAAAUCCCCCGAGGUUGCCCCUUUGGUCGAAACAGCUGCACCCGAGUCACCAGUGAUCUUGUCUGAUCCUUCCUUCAGCAUCUCGGCCCUUCUAACUCCGGUCCCACCCCUGAAGCCUAAGAAUGAAGGACCACCAGGAAACCGGCUUCUAGUGGUGACGCCGUUCAUACUGGAAGCUGGAGCAACCAAGGAACCUGAGGAGAGGGCCUUUUAUUCUCAGAAUGAUUACAAGUCUAAAGCGCCACGUUUACUAUUUAACUUGAAGGACAUCCGAAAACGUGUGAAAAGCACUUACAGCCCCUCUCCUCUCCUGAGAGCCCUGGAAGACAAAAGCAAGAUGAAAGACCCCCAGGUCCAUCUGAAAGCAACUGUUAUGGCAACCAAUGUAUUGGAUGAUAGCAAUAAAAAAAUACUUGGUGGUACUCAUAAAGUUAAUAUAUUUGAACAAAUGGACUACAUUCAGGAAAAGGACAAUUUCACCAGUUUAAAUGAGAAUUUUAUCAGCGAUGAUGUCUUGUUGAGCUUAUCUAAGUCAAGGGCAGGUAUUUUAAAGUACCAAAGUAAGAAUCAUUUGCAGCAAAGUGAUUCCGUAUACCCAGAGGACGUUGAGAUGGUUUCCAUGCAUGAACACAGUAAAACUCAACCUGCUCCUUCACCCAAACCUCACCUGACAGAUGUGGCAGCCGUACAGCAAGAGGUCGUGCAGGAACAUAAAUAUAAAAAAGUCACUUUGGGUCAAGAUGCCGAUGAAGCUUCUAGAAAUCUCUUUUAUCCUUUAGCUGAAGAAAACGCAAGCAACCGUGGAAGUCAGACCUGUUCCUCAGCUGGAAAUGACCACAAGGACAAAAGAAGCCCCAGUUCUUCUGAGCAAUCUUUUGUUACCACGGCAGACCAACCAACGUUUCAUGAGACACCCUGUUCCCUAAUGCAGCUUUUCCAGAAAGCCUGUCUCCAGGAGAGCCAGAGAAGGAAAAACGACAUGGAUGGAAGAGAAGAGCAAAGUAGCAAAGAGAAAGAGAAAGAGAAAGCCAAGGAAAAAGAUUUGCACGGCCACCUUCUUAGCAACUGUGACUCUGUUAUGGAUGAAACUGACAAGGAGAAGAAUGAAAAGGUGAAUGUCCUGCAAGAGUUGGUGUUGGAAGAGAAGGAAAAAGACGGCUGGAAAAGCACAGACCGCGAAGCUGAAAGCAGGCCAGGAGAGCCCCUCACCCCAACUUUAUCAAGUGUGUUGAAGCCCACUUUGUUCAUGCUUAAAGACAACACGUUUAAGUCACCCCCUGUGACUAAGGCAAUCAAGCUGCCUCUGCUCAGGUCUUUGUCCUGUGAAGAAGCCACUCCAAUUGCCCAAGAGGAUCCCAAGAAUGCCGAGGAGGAUGGGUGGCGGUCUCUCCAGGGGAACAGGGGCUCUCAAGUGGCUGACAAAAGUAGUCUGACAACAAAUUAUAGCUUUAGUGAAGGAUUAGAUCGUUUUCCUAUUAUGGCAGAGUCUAAAGAAACUGAUUGUUUAUCAGCGUUACCAGAGAAAGAAUUUAAAAGCCCUGAGAAAUUAGCUAUUUCCAAAGAGAAGAUCAGAAUUAGAAAAUUGAGGUCCAGUUCUGCCAUUCAGCCAAAUCUAGACUUUGAAAGUGAGCCAAGACAAAGUGAGGAAAGGUCCCCUAUAAGAGAAAGGAUACGUUAUACGAAGAACCGUGCCUUAACUAGACAAAGAGGUGGUCCUUGCAUUAAAAAAAUAAUAAGCCAAGAUGGAAAGUUCCCCAUAGUAGCAGAGAAUCAUGCUUGUUCUCCCGUUUCCAGUGAUGCCUUCGGAUAUACAUCAUCUCCGUUGAGUAAUUCAGCAGGUUCUGCCCUCCAAAGCCCAAAGUCAGAUACUGUGGUGCCAUCAGCUUCCACUGGUCCAUUGUCAGAUACAACUGCAAACGUCAACAUACUGCAGACUGAAAAACCAGCAAAUUAUCCACUACACAAAGCAACAGGAAGUCUAAAUAAACCUUCCACAACACCCACACUUGAACUAGAACAAACGGGUCAGCUCCCUGGAGAUACUGACAGUCCUUUGGGAACGAAUGAAAGACUCCAGCUGGUGACUCAAAUGGGAAGGACAACAGCCAAACCCCCAACGGUGCCACCCAAGACAGAAAAGGCAUUACGGAGGGCAAAGAAGCUGGCAAGUAGGAGGAAAAAAAUGGAAGCUCAACAGAAAAAGCUUCAGGAUGAAACUCUAGCCCAGAAUGAAGAUGCUUCAUCCCUGACACCAGUCCAAUCUCUGCAGUCUCUUGCCUGCCCUGAUUCUCCCUUGACUGCCCCAAAGCGUGAUCUGAUAAAGCAUCAACCUCUGCUCUCCGUAAGCCCCACCCCCUCUUUGCCUGCCACUCAGCGGAAGCUGCUCCAGGAUCCAGAUUCAGGAGAGUACUUUAUUGUAGAUUUACCUCUUCGGUUAAAGAUGUUUUAUGACCCAGAAAGUGAUAGAUAUAUCCAAGUGUCAGUUCCUUCCUCCAAAAGGAACUUGUCUCAAACACCCACUUCAGAAAUGUCCUUUUCGCCUUGUGCCUGGGGUCCCAGCACACUCCCACCCAGAGUGGCUUCUGUUCCGGCCCUCCCGUCAUCAGGUCAGCUUUCUGAAACAUUUACGAAGGCCUCGGGAUCGGUUUCAGAUGAGCAACCAGGGGCCGCCUCUCCAGGAUCUUUAGAUGGUCCACCCUGCCCAGAUUCAGCUCUGCUUGAUAUUCAUAGCCAAAAUGUCGAUGGAUCCCCCUCAAACUUUGAAAAGGAUAUGAGCAACUCUGCUACUACAGAGAACAUUUCGAUGGGUUCAGCCGAAGAGUUUGCGGUUGAAGGCAUAUUGUGAGAAUCUUUGGUGUUUGCUCUUAUUUUAGAAGAAUUACUGUGCAUACCUGAAAGCACAAAUGAUGAGGAUUUCCACUUGCACAGCAAUUAUAACAAAAUAAUAUCACUUCUCGACCUUUUUGCUAAGAUCAAAUGUAGAAUAAGAAAACAUAUUAAUGCAAAUUCACUUUUUUGUUUACUCUGAACAAUUCUAAUCUGUUAAUGACCUUUCUGUACAUUUGAUGUACAACACAAAAAUACUGACUACCUAAGGACUGGGUUGGAGCGAUCUGAAGUCAUACCUCACGGCUCAGUUAUUCAUGAUCAAAAGCAUAAUUCUGAAUUCAGACAUCAGGUUUUAUAUGAUUUGAAGAAGAAUUGGAAUAUAACAUCAGGUUUUGAAACUGAGUGAUUGAAUUAUAUUUGGUUAAUGUAUUUGAAAUGAAAUAUGUCCACAUUUCACA
Molecule: messenger RNA, 5673 nt
Organism: Pantherophis guttatus
Lineage: Eukaryota; Metazoa; Chordata; Lepidosauria; Squamata; Colubridae
Source: RefSeq, a predicted model, not a curated record